GUUUUGAUUUGUACUGUUGAUCCAGACCGGACUUGGUCUCUGUCUUGCACUCGUGAUCUCCUGGUUAGACAAAGUUCUCACCAACAGUAUCAUUUAAUGCCAUUCACUGUAUCUUUUCUCUGCCGCACUGUUUGCCAGCAGACACUUUAUACGUCUUUUUCAUUUCCCAAUUCUGUGAACACCUCUAAUCUGCAGUUACGUGGGUGAUUGGCUUAAUCAUUGUGCUGUGUUUCCUGCGGCAGGUUUUUCCUGUGCCUUUUUCAGCAUUGCCUGGGAUUUCCCUCUCUGUGGUCUGUGACCUCGAAACCGUUCCUCUGAUAUUCCCUCUUGUUGCGAGGCUGCUGAUCAGGUUUUCCCUCCUCUUUUAUGGUCAGAUUUCUAGCUUGUCCUGGGCCUUCAUUCACUGCCCUAUACUGCCAUUGGGUUUCUCUGAAGAUCACCCCUCACUGCUUACUGCAGCUCCUGUGACUGUGGUCAAAGCUUGCAGGAUUAGGUCUGAGUCAUUGAUAGAAGGUAGACCGCAUCGAUAUCAGUGAAUAUUAACAACAUUUAUUCAGUAAAGAUGACAUCUGAGCAACCAGACACACUUGGCUACCAUAUCAGCUCACAUCAUCAUGAUGUGGCACCUGAGAUACAUGCUCAGUAGCUCUUCUUAGAGCAUGUGUUACCCCUUCACUCGCAAUGCACCAGGAACAACACAAUACUCGGUGGAAGGGAAUGGAGUCCAGAUGAAAUGCAGGCAUUACUGACGUUUAAUGACCUCCGGAUAUUUAAGUACCUUCCUGGAUAUUGAUCUUGCUGGUUGAGAUGCAGCCGUUUCUGGAUUUUGACAAGGGAAGGCUAAUAGGAGUGGCCCCGUUAUGAUUUGAUCCACACCUAGGCUGGAAUUUAGGAGUCACAAAGUCAUCAGGCUGGAUUUUACAGGAGGACAGACUGCUCUUCUCCCAAUCCAUGGAAGAACAGUUGGUCUGAAAUGGACCAGUUUUCAAGAAGUUUGCCUUGCAGCGAUAAUACAUGGGGGAGUGGUCUGAAUAGGCUCAAGGUAGACUUCCAUCUCUUGGUGGGAUGAAACCUGCCCUCAAGAAUUGUGGGACAACAAGGUACAGGACUGGAUGAACACAGCAGGCCAAGCAGCAUCAUAGGAGCAGAGAGGCUGACGUUUCGGGCCUAGACCCUUCAUCAGAAAAAGCUCAAGAAUUGUGGCUCUUGCAGUCUGAGCAGUGACAUUACUCAGCAGUGUCCAUUGCUGGGACUUCAAGGAGGCAUAGAAGAAGUGGACAUGGCCACUGGCCACUGGGCAGAGAGAGGACAAAACCAAAAUCAAGUAGCAAAGGGUGACAUGACAAAAUAGCCACCAAAGAUUGAUUGACUCCAGAGAGUUUAAAACUGUGCACUGAGAAGCUGAGAGUCAUCAGAGACAUCAUGUACACCUGGACGCUCAUCUGUGCUCUGGCUAUUCUGUCAGCAGCAGGUCAAUUGAAAGCUCUUCCAGUUUUCCCCGAGAACUCCAGGAUACAAGAAGAAUUUGACCCCAAAAUGACUGAGGGUGCAGUUGGAUUCUUGUCAAAUGAUCUUUCCUCUCUUGGAGCUAAGAGAAUGGCCAACGUCUAUUCUGUGAUUCCAAAGCAAGAGGAGAUUGAUCUGGGAGGAGCUGGUCUACGGGAAGAUACUGUAGAGCCACUUGGAGAUAAAGCCAAACUGAUCGACAACGUGAUGAUGUUACUGUGGAAGUUUACUUCUACUCAAAAUCUUCAACAGCGCAGGUUCUCAAAGCCUGCUCAGGCUUCUCUGCAAUCCAGUAAGAGAGCCUGUUUCUGGAAAUAUUGUGUUACUGACUGACUGAUCUUCUCAACACCAUAACAACAUUCAACUGCUUGGCAGUCCGCUCUACAAAAUGCCAAAGCCAAUCUCUCAGUAAAACUUCUAUCAAACAGACCCUGCCUUAUUCAAUGAGAGGCUGAAGCCCAGAGGAUGUGUAAAUACUUCUGUAAUUAAACAUUUAUGAACACAGUGUGAAUAAAUAAUACUUUUGUACUGAAUUGAGUUCUGUUGUUUCCUGUGAAUUGGAGAGGGCCCGUUACCCAAAGAUUGCAUAUUUGUGACAUGUUUGUCAAGCUCAUCAUCUACCAGAAUCAAUGAAACAGUAUCAAAUAAAAUAUAAGUGGCAAUUAAGGAUUGGCAUUUAGUUUCUGUGAUUUGUUUGAUUCAUGUUAUGUGGAUAGCUGAAGAGAGCUUGGGUGCUAUAAAGAGUUGAUGCAAUGUGAUUUUGAAUAUGAUCCUGACGAAGGGAAUUAAAGCUUCAUCUACAGGAAAUGAAUUUGCACUUUGUUAGCACAGGUCAUUGUGUAUAUGGCUCAGCAACAUCAAAUUAGUUUUGUAUUCAGUAGCACUAAAAUAAUAACCUCAAUCUGAAACCCCCAAGGGAUUAUUGAUGUGGAUGAUGGACGGGUGGCACUAAUGCAUGAUGGUAUGAAGUUUGGAGCAUUGUCACAAUGGAGUAAAGGAGCUGGGAAUACUAGCCUCUGGGUACAUCAUUUAACAAUGUGCUGUCACCAAGAUUAACAUUCUUCGUUUCAAUCAGCAGAAGGAUUCCCAAAAAA
Messenger RNA from Rhincodon typus (whale shark), 2600 nucleotides. RefSeq names its product urotensin-related peptide 1 (gene urp1). Gene Ontology annotation, cellular component: extracellular region. Gene Ontology annotation, molecular function: hormone activity. The coding region runs from base 1423 to 1839 and encodes 138 amino acids. Gene Ontology annotation, biological process: regulation of blood pressure; blood vessel diameter maintenance. Lineage: Eukaryota; Metazoa; Chordata; Chondrichthyes; Orectolobiformes; Rhincodontidae. The record is from RefSeq and is a predicted model, not a curated record. The transcript is spliced from 7 exons.